CUACUAUCUAUAUACAUUUAGUAGUUAGUGCCGGAAUCGAUUUUCGUACAGGAAGAGAAAAGUAAUUUCUUAUUGUCGUUUCUCCCAAGAACAGAAAACAUGGCAGAGGCAGAGGAAACUCAGAAGAAGAAGAGGACUUUUCGAAAGUUUACCUUUCGAGGAGUUGAUCUCGAUCAACUCCUUGAUAUGCCAAAUGAGCAGCUCAUGGUUUUGAUGCAUGCUCGCGCUCGAAGGCGUUUUUCUCAUGGCUUGAAGCGGAAGUCGAUGGCGUUGGUGAAGAAAUUAAGGAAAGCCAAAAAGGAAACACCACCAAAUGAAAAACCAGAAAUUGUCAAGACGCAUUUGCGUAACAUGAUUAUAGUACCUGAAAUGGUCGGUUCCAUUGUAGGUGUCUAUAAUGGAAAAACAUUCAAUCAGGUCGAAAUCAAACCUGAAAUGAUCGGUCAUUACUUGGGAGAGUUCUCUGUCACUUACAAACCUGUGAAGCAUGGUAGGCCAGGUAUUGGCGCUACUCAUUCCUCAAGAUUUAUACCAUUAAAGUAAUUUGUAUGUUUUGUGUGAAUAAAAUAUGUAAAAACUAA
This is a messenger RNA of Ceratina calcarata, 581 nucleotides long. It is a transcript of the gene RpS15, whose product is annotated as ribosomal protein S15. The record is from RefSeq and is a predicted model, not a curated record. Gene Ontology annotation, biological process: translation; ribosomal small subunit assembly. The coding region runs from base 100 to 543 and encodes 147 amino acids. The transcript is spliced from 3 exons. Gene Ontology annotation, cellular component: cytosolic small ribosomal subunit; ribosome. NCBI's taxonomy places the organism in Eukaryota, Metazoa, Arthropoda, Insecta, Hymenoptera, Apidae. Gene Ontology annotation, molecular function: structural constituent of ribosome; RNA binding.